Molecule: messenger RNA, 1507 nt
Organism: Solanum dulcamara
Lineage: Eukaryota; Viridiplantae; Streptophyta; Magnoliopsida; Solanales; Solanaceae
Exons: 1
Coding region: 288-1268 (326 amino acids)
Biological process (GO): protein phosphorylation
Molecular function (GO): protein serine/threonine kinase activity; phosphatidic acid binding
Source: RefSeq, a predicted model, not a curated record
GUGAGGUGAUCCAUCAAUUUCAUUAAUCAUGUGAAUUUGACAUGUUUGUCUUUGUUCGUAGACUAAGUGCACAACAAUCACACACUUUUCCUUUCUAUCUUCUUAUUUGCUUCCACUAUAAAAGUAUCACCCAAACCAACCACUGUACACUACCAUGUUCUUUUCUUCUAUAUCAGUAUCCAUUUAGCAUAUACCUGAAUUUGUCACCAUAUUCAUGUGGAUAAAACUAUUUAGAGUUUUCAGAGAAUUUCACAUAUAGUUGUUCUCAGAAUUUGAAGGUACAAUAGAUGGCUUUCUAUGGCUACAAUGAUGAUGCUGGUGAGUACCAUUGGACUCCUAAUUUCAGUGUGUCUUAUGAUUAUGAUGCUUUUCCAAUAUCAUAUUCUUCCUAUGGGCAAAGUACUAAUUAUAAUUACUACUAUACUACUCAAAUACAUCCAGAAUUAAGUUACUCUGUACACAAUUCUGUUGAGUCAAAACUUAUCCAAUAUGAAAAUGGUCCUAAUUCAUUGGAGACAAGAACCAUAAUUUCUUGUUAUACAAAAGAACAGGAUGACACUCAGUUUGAUGAAUAUGAUCCAACCCCUUAUGAUGGUGGCUUUGACAUGGCUCAAACCUAUGGCAAACCCCUUCUUCCCUCAAAUGAAAUAUGUUAUCCUCGUUCGAUUCCUGAGUCUAAUGGACUUCCCUUAGAUGGUUUUGACUAUGGAUCAAAUCAUUCGCCCUAUGUAAGCCACACCAAUCAGCUAGAAAAACCCCAGGAUCAAAACAAAGACAUGGGUGUUAAAGAUGAGCAAAAAUCUUUAUCUGGUGUGAAAGAAAAAGCCAUUCUUGAAAAACCAAUAGAACCUCCUCAACAAGAUCAAGAUUUUGUAGUUGGUAAUGGAAAAACAGGGGAAAAACCCAUUCUUGAAAAACCAGUAGAACCCCUUCAACAAGAUCAAGAUUUUGUAGUUGGAAAUGGGAGUAUAGGGGAAUAUGGAUAUGAUUGUGGGAGACAAUUGCAACAAAUUCCAUAUGGUUCAGGUUUGGAAUGUAUGGAUUUGUGUGAGAGCUUAUUUGGUUACUGGCCCUGCAUAGCUAAGGAAAACCAGAGAAGAAGAAAUUGUAAUUAUGUAAAUGUUGCUGAAGAUAGCAGCAGCAUUAAUGAACAAUGGAAAUGUGCUGCAGAUUAUCUUUUUGGGAAUCCCUAUGGAUAUGGUGGUGAUGGAAGAGAUUGGGAUUCUGUUUGUAGCAAUCAAAGUUAUUACUAUCAGCAAAAGCCUUAAUUUUAUGAAGGAUUGGUAAAGAAAUACCUUACACUUCAAAUAAUAAGAUGAUUUUUAAAAUACUUUCAUGUAUGUAUCUAAGUAUCUUGUUAUAGUUAGGCUGUGCAGCUUCACCCUCCCCCCCCCCCCCCCCUUUUUUUUUUUUCUUUUUUGGUCAUUAUCAUUAUUGCCAAUGUUUUUUUAUUUCGCUGUGUAAUUACUCUUUUGAUCCCUCAAUUAUUAGUAACUUGCAAUUUUAA